AUGAUGGAUAUCUCAUUUUCUAAUGAGUUAUGUUACAUGAGUGCAAGUAGUUGUAAUCAAAACCAAGAUUUGUUUUUCUAUAGUGCACCAACUAGUCCUAGUAGGCUUAAGUUUAUAGAACAUGUUGGUUCUCAAACAGGUCCUACAACACCAAGAUCAUAUGAAGAUGUUAACUCCAAUCUAGACCGGUUUGAGUUCGAAACGAGUCGUCGUUUUAAUCAUAGCAAGUUGAUCGGCGCUAAGGUGAACCAAAAAGAUGAUGCGAAAGUGUUUGAGGGAAAUCAAAGGCUUUGUGAGGAUUCAUUGCCUACUAUGGCUUUUGCUGAUGAGUUAUUUUGUGAUGGUAAAGUGAUGCCAAUGAUGCAACCUCUUAAACUUCCUCCAAGGCUAGUUCAAAGUGGAGAUAGUGCUCAAAGCUCGAGAGCGACGUCUCCUAAGUCUCCGGCGUCAUUGCUUAGGCUUCCGUUUUCGCGCUUGUGGAAGAACGAUGACUUUGAUCCGUUCAAGGUGGCUUUUGAGAAGGUAAGAGAAGAUAAGAGAGGGAAAUCAAAGGGUCGAGAACAUGGUUUAAGAAGGACUAGAUCUCUUUCUCCGUUGAGAGAUUUCAACAAGAGUGAUAAACAUGUUGAACGAUCAGAGUCACGUAAACAUGAGUCGCAUUGUUGUGAAAAACUUCCUUUAAUGUCUUUUCCAGAAGGUCAGAUGUUACGCGAGCUUCUGGAAGAGCCAAUGCAGGAAGUGUUAGGAAGAGAAAAAAUAGUAUCCGAGGCAAAAGGUUUGGCGUUUGCUAGACAAGUGAGAGAAGUGAAAGUAGCAAAUGAUACAAACUUUGAGUUUGAGCCUAAGAAGACAUUAGUUUCCAAUGCUGCUAAAGAGCCAAAGAAAGAUGAGAACAAAAAAAGUGGGUUUUGGAAAAGUAAUAAGAAGAUAGAAAGUAUAAAGAAGUUUUUUUUUGGGAAUUCAAACAAGGGUAAAGCUAGUGAUCCACAGAAGUUAGAAGGUAAAAAAGCAGAAGUAGGGAAGCAAACAUUGGUGAAGAAACUUGACAUGAAAUCUGUGUCAUCAACACAAUCAACCUCAUGGAGUAAAGAUGAAAUAUCAGGUGAGUUUACAAAAAUGAGAUUGGUAUGUCACAGACCAUUGCCAAAGUCUUUUCUCUGUUUGGGAUAUGAGGGAUGGAAAGUGAAGUGA
This is a messenger RNA of Lathyrus sativus (Indian pea), 1191 nucleotides long. Lineage: Eukaryota; Viridiplantae; Streptophyta; Magnoliopsida; Fabales; Fabaceae. The record is from the annotation of a GenBank genome assembly.